Vicia villosa (hairy vetch) is the source of this 1816-nucleotide messenger RNA. Its product is annotated as heat stress transcription factor A-6b-like. Gene Ontology annotation, biological process: regulation of transcription by RNA polymerase II. NCBI's taxonomy places the organism in Eukaryota, Viridiplantae, Streptophyta, Magnoliopsida, Fabales, Fabaceae. The transcript is spliced from 4 exons. Bases 313 to 1281 code for a protein of 322 amino acids. Gene Ontology annotation, molecular function: RNA polymerase II cis-regulatory region sequence-specific DNA binding; DNA-binding transcription factor activity. Gene Ontology annotation, cellular component: nucleus. The record is from RefSeq and is a predicted model, not a curated record.
UUCCUAAUAAUAGCCUUCUUUAUUAAUUUUUUUUUCUCACUACACUUCACUCUCUCCUCCUAUAUAACCCCUCCCAACACUUCCUCCAUAGCUUUCUUCAAUUAUACCUAACACAAUUGCAAUUCAAAUUUUCUUCAACUUCCUUCCAAAUUUUCCAAUGCUUCAAUUUUUCACCUUCACCUUCUUCUCCUUAUCAUCAUUUUCACUUCUUCUCAAUUUCAAUUCCCCCUCUGUUUUUUCUAAAUAUUAAUUACUUUCUACUCUAUCAAAUUCAAAAACAACCUUCAAAUUUUAGGUUUGUAAAAUUUGAAAAUGAACUAUCUGUAUCCGGUGAAAGAGGAGUAUUUGGAAUUCGAAGCAUCCUCGUCGACAACAUCAAUGGUGGGUGUUCCACGACCAAUGGAGGGUCUUCAUGAAGUUGGACCGCCACCAUUUCUAACAAAAACUUUCGAUGUUGUUGAGGAUCCCACAACUAGUCACAUAGUCUCAUGGAACAGAGACGGUGUUAGCUUUGUUGUUUGGGAUCCAAAUGCUUUCUCCAGAGACCUUCUUCCUCGAUACUUCAAACACAACAAUUUCUCAAGUUUUGUUAGACAACUCAACACUUAUGGAUUUAGAAAAAUCGAUCCUGAUAAAUGGGAGUUUGCGAACGAAGGAUUUCUGAGAGGACAUAAGCAUCUUUUAGCGAACAUUAAGAGAAGGAGACAAACAUCACAACCUAGUACUUCUUCAUCUUCUUCUUCUCAACAAUCAUCAUUUGGCCAAUGUGUUGAAAUUGGUCGUUAUGGAUUAGACGAAGAAAUCGAUCAUUUGAAGCGCGAUAAACAAGUGUUAAUGAUGGAGCUUGUGAAGCUGAGACAGCAACAGCAGAAUACAAGGUCUUGUCUUCAAGCUAUGGAGGAGAGGCUAAGAGGGACAGAAAUUAAGCAGCAACAAAUGAUGGCCUUUUUGGCUAGAGCUAUGAGAAAUCCUGCUUUUAUUCAGCAGUUGCUUCAACAUAAGGAAAGGAGAAAGGUGAUUGAAGAAGAUGUUACUAAGAAGAGAAGAAGGCCUAUUGAGUAUGGCGAAUCAAGCAAUAGUGUUGAAUUUGGGUUCGGGUUUGAAGUGUCCGAGUUGGAGGUUUUGGCUAUGGAAAUGCAAGGUCUUGGAAGAGGUGGAGGAGAACAAGAGCAAGAGGAAGAAGAGAUUGAGGUAGGUUUUGCAGAGCUGUUGAAUGGACAAGAAUCUCUGAUAGUUGAUAGAGAUGAUUAUUUGCUCUCAAGAUUGAUUCAGAAGAUGUAGAAUGGUACGAAGUAGCUGAUGAAUGAUGAUCAAGAAUCUUAACUGAAUUUGCUUUUUGAUUGAAGAUCCUAAUGGUGGUGAACCUUGUUGGUUUGAUAUUUUUCUUCCCUAUGAACUUUAGAAUUGGUUUGUACUUUUGUUAUGUGGUGAGAAAAAAAAAAGGCAUAUCCAUCAACGAAUUUCAUGAUGUUACAUGACAUAAUGUAGUGCUGUGUAAUUAGGUAGGUAGGAAGGUAUCUUCAUGUGUGCAAGAUUCCUUUCUCAUUUGAGAAACCAAUAUGUAAAAAAUCAUUGGGGACUAAAAUGUGUGAACACUAUGCUGUUGAGAAAAUGAGUGGAUUGUAUUUAUAGUGGAGAGGAAAUUAUAAAAUGAACAGUUGAUUUCACUUCUCUGUCCUCAUAUGAAUAGAUAGGAGGAAUGGAAUAAAAGACGUUGUGAAUAAGAGGUUGAUAUUAGAGAAGAAGAGAGAAUAAUAAUUUUGUUGAACUAUGUAGUAUGAAAAGAAUAAUCUUUGUUUAGUCAAGUAUAUGUUAC